Molecule: messenger RNA, 1996 nt
Organism: Danio rerio (zebrafish)
Lineage: Eukaryota; Metazoa; Chordata; Actinopteri; Cypriniformes; Danionidae
Source: RefSeq, a predicted model, not a curated record
AUAUUAUGUGGGGGGAAAUAAACAAUUAAUAAGUGAAAUGCGCUCAAAGAUAUUUUGUAAUUUUAAGAUCUUUUAGGGUUUCAAAGUAAACAAGAUCAUUUUUGAACAGAAAUGUUAGAUUUAUCAUUGGACGACCGUUUAGCAAACUGUUACCUCGAUGAUGCGCGCGGGAACACCAGCCAAUCAGAGCGCGCGCUCAGCUCCGACUUUCAGCUCGGCGCGAAAAAAAAUCUGUUAAUUUCUGCUGAAGAUGAAGGUGAUGCGGAGACAUGCUCCCCAGCGCUGCUGACUGUCAGAUGCUUCAGAUGCUUCAGGUUUUUCCUCCACAAUGACUGUCCUUUUUCUGAAAGCGGCUCUUUUUGUAUUGUGCGCCAUUGCUGAGGGCGGAAAAAUGAAGUACAGCCUCAGGAGAACAAACCCUCAGAACCACAAACACGGCACUCCACUCUUCAAGAAGAUGCUGGAUGAAACUAAGACUCAUGCGGUGAAAUCAGAGCAUCUGCUGAGUGUGGAGGAUCACGACUUCACCAUGAGGCCAGCAUUUGCAGGUCCAGCAGUGCCAGUGGGUGUGGAUGUGCAAGUCGAGAGUCUGGACAGCAUCUCAGAAGUAGAUAUGGACUUCACCAUGACUCUGUACCUGAGACACUACUGGAAGGACGAGCGACUGUCUUUUCCCAGUAAACACAAUAAGAGCAUGACCUUUGAUGGCCGGUUGGUGAAGAAGAUCUGGGUGCCUGAUGUGUUUUUUGUCCACUCGAAGCGUUCCUUCAUCCACGACACCACCACAGAGAACAUCAUGAUCAGGGUUUAUCCUGACGGACACGUGCUCUACAGCCUCAGGGUGACCGUAACUUCAGCGUGUAACAUGGACUUCAGUCGGUUCCCGCUGGACACUCAGACCUGCACACUGGAGCUGGAGAGCUAUGCGUACACCGAUGAAGACCUGAUGCUCUACUGGAAGAGCGGAGAUGAGUCUCUAAGUACAGACGACAAGAUCUCUCUGUCUCAGUUCCUCAUCCAGAAGUUUCACACCACCUCCAGACUGGCUUUCUACAGCAGCACAGGUUGGUACAACCGUCUGUACAUCAACUUCACUCUGCGCCGCCAUAUUUUCUUCUUCCUACUUCAGACAUAUUUUCCCGCCACUCUGAUGGUCAUGCUGUCAUGGGUGUCCUUCUGGAUCGACCGGCGAGCUGUUCCUGCCAGAGUCUCUUUAGGCAUCACGACGGUGCUCACCAUGUCCACCAUCAUCACCGGAGUGAACGCCUCCAUGCCCAGAGUUUCCUACAUCAAAGCUGUGGACAUUUACCUGUGGGUCAGCUUCGUCUUUGUCUUUUUGUCUGUACUUGAGUAUGCUGCUGUAAACUACUUGACCACAGUGCAUGAUGGGACUGAUCGCAAGUUAAGGCAGAAGACUUUACCUGGCACAUGUGACAUAUCCAGCAUGAGGACUAUGAUGCUGAAUGAAGCGUAUGGUAGGCCUGAUAGCAAUGGUCUGGCAGGAUACACUCAGACCACCGUCUCCUCUGAGGAGCCUGCAGAGAAACAGGACCCCAUAGCAGUGUGUCUGUCUAUAGGACCAGAGGUCAAAGGAGCCAAGAAAAGGACGCUCAGAGGGCUGCGGAUCAUCCAGAACACUCACGCCAUUGAUGCCUACUCUCGCAUGAUCUUCCCAGGGGCCUUUAUAUUUUUUAAUCUCAUCUACUGGUCUGUCUACCUCUGAGUGAUCAUGGCUGUCGCUUAUUUUACUUACAGUUGAAGUCAGAAUUAUUAUUAUACAGCUAUUUUACCAUCUUUAUCUCCACAGCCGCCUGUCAGUACAGUUAUGAAUGAAGACGCUUCAAUCCUGGUUUGUGGACGUUAAAUCAGGUUUAUUUUGUACAUUAACACAACAGAUAUCCAUACAGCACUGGAUAUUAACAUGUAUCCUGUCACAUUUGCUGUGCAAAAACAGUGCAAAGAUAAACGCGCGUUGUGUGUGUGCAUGCGUGAACGA